This is a messenger RNA of Durio zibethinus, 2185 nucleotides long. Its product is annotated as transcription factor bHLH112-like. Gene Ontology annotation, molecular function: DNA-binding transcription factor activity, RNA polymerase II-specific; RNA polymerase II cis-regulatory region sequence-specific DNA binding; protein dimerization activity. The record is from RefSeq and is a predicted model, not a curated record. Gene Ontology annotation, cellular component: nucleus. NCBI's taxonomy places the organism in Eukaryota, Viridiplantae, Streptophyta, Magnoliopsida, Malvales, Malvaceae. Gene Ontology annotation, biological process: regulation of transcription by RNA polymerase II.
CAUACUCUUGAACUGUUUCAUAUACAAAUUACACAUCUCUACCACACUGGUAAUCCUGUCAUGUAUAAAUAACGUAACUCUCAAGGCGAGAGAGCUCUCAGCCAAGACAAGAAACAAAAAAAAAAAAAAAAAGACUUCAAAUUUUUUACCAUGGCAGAAGAAUUUCAUUCCGGGAUUUGUGGAUGGACAUGGUGGAAUUCGUCGAAAACCAUGUUCUCAGGGUGUUCUUCGCCGUGUUCUACGGGGAUUGUUGACAUGGGAAGCUGCGGAUGGGCUACUGAUAUGGUGGAUAUCAAGGCAAGGUCUUGUGAUCAGGAAUCUAACAACUCGGUUUCUGAUCAUAGCUCUAUAGUUUUCCAGGGUGCUCAUCAUCAAAAGCCUCAGCAAGCAGAUGCUGAUAGUGGUGGCAGCUGUAUUUUGAUUGAUUCUACCUUACAAAUGAUGGGUUUCGGCCUUUCAUCAUCGACAACAUCGGAUUGGAACCAAUCUUUGCUUACUCAGAAUAAUGGGAGACCUGAGAGUUAUAAUUCAGUUCUUCAAGAAGAUAUUAAUUCAAGGUUGAGUUAUCGGCAAGAACCAGGCAUGGAUUCUUCUCAAAUCCAAACGGAUUGGAGUCCAAAGAGAUACACAAGCCCCGAAGAAGAUUCUUCCAUUACUACUUUCAAGCCUAUCAAUCAAGAUUUUUCAUUGGACCAGCAGACAUUGAAUUCUAUAACCAGCUCCGAUAACAGUACACCAACCUGUCAGGGCUUAUCAGCUGGGUUUCCAAUGGAUUCAGCAUCAUAUGGCUGCCCAUCAACACUGUUACAAAGUUUGUUUGAACCUGAUCUUCAACCUCAACAACAUUCACUUUUCAACAACCGGUCAAUCAACUAUAUGUCUGCCACAUCCACUUUUGGGGCAAACGGUAAUGAAUUAUCACCUUCGUGGCCAAAACUAGCUCCUUUCAUAAGGCCAUCGUUGCCGAAGCAGCAGCCCAGUAGUUUGCACUUCUCCAACAACACGCCCUUUUGGAACGCCUCUGCCACAGGCAUAAACGACGUUAAAGCCGGGUUUUUACCCUCGCCGCAAUCACAAUUUCUUGUACAAACGCUUGAAGAGAAACCUAAUUGCCCCAGCCUCACGACAAAGACUAACGCCGAAGAAAUUAGAAACUCGGGGACGUCAGCGAUGAAGAAAGGAAGCAGUGAACCUCCAUUUAAAAGGACAAGAAUUGAAACGCCAUCGCCAUUACCAACUUUUAAGGUUCGGAAAGAGAAGAUAGGGGACCGAAUCACUGCGCUCCAGCAAUUAGUUUCACCUUUCGGAAAGACUGAUACUGCUUCUGUUCUGCAAGAAGCUAUUGAAUACAUCAAGUUCCUCCAUGAUCAAGUCAGUGUUUUAAGUACUCCAUAUAUGAAACAAGCAGCAGCUUCCAUACAACAACUACAGAGUACUGAUAAGUUGAAAGACCCAGAAGGGCCAAAGCAAGAUCUAAGAAGCCGGGGGCUUUGUUUGGUGCCAAUCUCGAGCACAUUCCCCGUUGCUAAUGAGACCACAGCUGAUUUUUGGACGCCAAAAUUUGGUGGAACUUUCAGGUAGAGAGAAAGACAAUUAAUAAAACUAAAGCGAGUUGUACAACAACUACUGUAGUAUUAGUUACUUACCAGCUCCGAGUCCGGCCAUAACUUCAAUUCAGAAUGUGGAAAAAGAAAAGAUAAUGGAAAACUUAGAAGGCUAUACAUUGCUUUACUGUACCAGUAGUCUUGAUAGACCUAGUGUGUUGGACAGAAACGAGCAUAGUGUGUUGGAGUACUGCUGGGCCAGCUACAACAGCAAAUGAGUAGGAACCCAACCCUCGAAGGAUUAAAAAAAAAAAAAAGGACGAUAAACAUAGGGUUUUUUUUUUUUUUUUUUUUGCUUUCAAUAAUCCAAGUAUUACUUAUUAGUUAUAGUUGGAGGAGAUCAGCAACGGGAACAAGUGCUAAAUUCAGCGAAAAUCGACAUGAAUUACCUAAUAUAAUAUAUAUAUAUACUUAGAUUAUUUAUUUUGUUGUUGUUUGUUGAUGUUAGUAGCUGAAUUUAGCAGAUGGGGAUUACAGAGACCCUUUUGUUCCUGUUGAGUAUUUCUAUAUAGGCAGCCACCCCUUUUGUCAUCAAAUUUACUAAAGGACAGAAAAUAAAUGAAGAGAUUAUUGUAUCUGAA